AUGGGCAAGAAGACAUCUCGCCAGACCACCAAGGUUGGGUCGGCCGCAUCGCCUGCCACCGGCCUCCCCCAAUCCACCAAAUCGUCGAUUCUACGAGCUGCAUUCUCACCGUCCGAGUAUCAAUUGGCCCUGUUCGCCUCGGUCAUCCAAGGCCUUGAUGCGCAGCAUCUCCGCAUCCACGACACCAACACCGGUCGACUACAAUGUGAGCAUGCGCUGGGACCGAAAGAGACAAUCACUUCGCUGGAUUGGGGAUACUACGGAGGUCAGGGCAAGGGCCGCGACCAGUCGAAGAAGAAGCGCAAGCGCGGAUCUGAUGUGAACGGCGUUGAUGGACUCGACCAGGGUGAUGUUGUUGUUGCGUUUGGAACCAGCAACUCUGAGAUUCGCAUGUUUUCUCCCUCGGAGGAUAAGGUCGUCGGCACCUUGACCGGCGCGCACGAGAAGGGUAUCAAGGACUUCAAGUUUACCGCCGGGCGGCCAGCCGAGGAGGCUUGGAGUAUUGGAGGUGAUAACAAGCUUGUACAGUGGGAUCUGCGCACUGGACAGAGCGUACGAACCAUUCACCUGCCUGCAUCAUCUGUCUUCACUGCUCUCUCUCGCCCCGUUCCCUCCAACGUGCCUGUCAUUUGUGCUUCUCAGACCCCCUUCUUAAUAGAUGUGGAGAACUCUGAUGAGGAGCCUGUCAAGUUCCCUGCCAUGCGCAACCCGAUUCACACCGUUAUUUCCUCCUCCUCCGAGUCAGCCGGCUCUGGCGCAUUCCUUGCAUCCGAUGGUGAUCGCUUCAUUAAUGUUUUCGAUGCCUCAACCCAGAAAUUGGUCCGAAACCUUGUCGCCGAGCAGGAUGUGUCCUCGGUGUCUCUGCACGAAGGCACCCCCGAGAAGCAAAUCCUUGCUGCUAUCACCGAAGAUGGCACUAUUGAGCUGUUCACAAAACCGUUUGCGCAAGCCUCGCAAUCUGGAAGCGCUAAGGCCAAUCGCAAACAAAUGACCCAGAAGGCGCAUGCAUCUCUCAAGCUUGUGCGGUCCGAGUCUUCAUUUGCGUGUGUCCCCGUGGUUUCAACCUUGUUCCACGGCCACGAGAUUGUGGUCGCUUACGCCGAGGGUGGUGUCAUUCCUGUAUUUGAGCGCGUCAAGGUCAUCGAUGAGACCACUAAUGAGCUCGCAUUCACCGGACUCAAGGCAGUGCCAAAGACAAAGACCAGCUCCACAAUCGCAUCCGUGUCAACAAAUGGCGUUAAGAAUGCCGGGGAGAGUCGGGUGGACGAGACCCACGCCACCGUACAGUCUGGCAUGAUUGUCGACGACGAUAUCGAUAUGAACGAUGUCCAAGACGCCGCUUCCAUUUCCGGCGACGAGGACUCUGACGUUGAAGACACUGUCAAGCCCACAGAGAAGAAGACCAAGUCCUCUAAGCAAGCUCCUGCCGAUGAAGAUGUUGAGAUGGAGAAUGCAGAGUCAGAAGACGAGGAGGAGAAGGAAGAAGAGGAUGUUGAGCCAUCUUUCGGUGAGCUCUUGCGCGCCAACGGAGGCCACGAAGUCGACGUCGAAGCCGAGCUUGACGAUGAUCUCAAUCUGGGCACACUCGUCCCCGGCAAGCCUGCGGCUACCGUUCAACAGAUCCCCACCGGCGUCUCACUAGCCACAGUGCUCACUCAAUCUCUCAAGACAAAUGACAAUGCCAUGCUUGAAUCUUGCUUCCACACUUCCGACAUCACCAUUAUUCGCACAACUAUUCAGCGUCUCGAGUCUUCCCUCGCGGCUACUUUGCUCCAGAAGCUCGCCGAGCGCCUCUCCUCCCGCCCCGGCCGCUACGGUCACCUCCUCGCAUGGGUCCAAUGGGUCUGCGUCGCUCACGGUGGUGCCCUGGCCGGUCACCCCGACCUCCUGAAGCGCAUUGCCACCCUGUACAAGGUCAUGGACCAGCGCUCUUCCAGCCUUUCAUCCCUUCUUCUGCUUAAGGGCAAGCUCGACAUGCUCGAAGCACAGCUUGAUCUACGCCGCGAUAUUCACAGCGGUGGCGACGGCAUUGACAGCGAAGAUGAGGAUAAUGUUAUCUACGUUGAGGGACAUGAGGACGAUUCCGACAGCGACGCCGAAGGCCAAGCCAAGCCGCGGACAAAGUCUAUUCGCGAGCAGGCCUUCGACGAGGAAGAAUCUAUGAUGAACGGUAUUCUGGAUGAGGAAGAUGACCAGGAGGAUGAUAGUGAGGAAGAGGACGAGGACGAGGCUGAUGAUAUUUUGGAUAUUGAGGCCGAAGAGUCGGCUGGCUCUUCCGAUGCCGAGGAGUCUUUGGAGGAGAACGAGGAUGAGGACUCUGACGAGGCAAGCGAGGGCUCCAUCGCGGACUUCAUUGCUGAUACUGAAGAUGAAGGGUCGGAUGAUGCUAUGGAGCAACCCGCGCCUAAGAAGAGCAAGUCCGGCAAGAAAGGCAAGCUUGGGAAGAAAUAA
Penicillium longicatenatum is the source of this 2451-nucleotide messenger RNA. RefSeq names its product WD40 repeat and Utp12 domain-containing protein. The record is from RefSeq and is a predicted model, not a curated record. Bases 1 to 2451 code for a protein of 816 amino acids. The transcript is spliced from 2 exons. Gene Ontology annotation, cellular component: nucleolus. Gene Ontology annotation, molecular function: protein binding. Lineage: Eukaryota; Fungi; Ascomycota; Eurotiomycetes; Eurotiales; Aspergillaceae. Gene Ontology annotation, biological process: maturation of SSU-rRNA from tricistronic rRNA transcript (SSU-rRNA, 5.8S rRNA, LSU-rRNA).